AUGGUCAAUGUUCCGAAAACCCGAAGGACUUUCUGUAAGAAGUGUGGAAAGCAUCAGCCUCACAAAGUGACCCAGUAUAAGAAGGGCAAGGAUUCCCUGUAUGCCCAGGGAAAGAGGCGCUACGAUCGGAAGCAGAGUGGCUAUGGUGGGCAGACGAAGCCAAUUUUCCGGAAGAAGGCUAAAACCACAAAGAAGAUUGUGCUGAGGCUUGAAUGUGUCGAACCUAACUGCAGGUCCAAGAGGAUGCUGGCCAUUAAAAGAUGCAAGCAUUUUGAACUGGGAGGAGAUAAGAAGAGAAAGGGCCAAGUGAUCCAGUUCUAAGCUUUGGGAUUCUUCUUUUCGUUGACACUUGUAGCAACGUUAUCUGUAUGAAAAUAAAUGCAGUAAUAUUUUUGCUCAAA
Molecule: messenger RNA, 401 nt
Organism: Leopardus geoffroyi (Geoffroy's cat)
Lineage: Eukaryota; Metazoa; Chordata; Mammalia; Carnivora; Felidae
Gene: RPL36AL
Product: ribosomal protein L36a like
Exons: 1
Coding region: 1-321 (106 amino acids)
Biological process (GO): translation
Cellular component (GO): cytosolic large ribosomal subunit; ribosome
Molecular function (GO): structural constituent of ribosome
Source: RefSeq, a predicted model, not a curated record